ACUUCAUCUCAACUAUUUCGCCACUCACGCUCUGUGACUAUAUCUCGCAGCUACAAGGUAAUUGUGUUUCAAUAGCCGAUGACAGUAGCUCGCAGUUCGAUUGCGACCACAUGAUAUAUUGUUAGCGAAGUAUUGUGUUUGUAAAGAGAAUAAUGACAUUUUGAAGACUUUAUUAUUUGUAUAAAAAUUUGACUAAAAUAAUUGGAAAAGCAUUGGAAUAAAAGCUGUAAAAUUGUAGCGGAAAAAAGUAAAAACAAAAUUGUGAAAUGAACGUAAAGGAUCCAGAUCAAAGUAAUACCGAAUGGGAAAAGUGUGUGCGUCAUGUGGUAGAUAAAUUUCAGAGAGAAACAGCAGCAACGUUUAUGCAAUUUUGCCGGAAGUGUGUUCAAUCUGGAUUCAGCAUCGAUGGCGAUGCGUUCAUCAAGUUGAUUAUGGAUAGUUUGGGCCAGACAUUUGAUCGAUUCCAUGCAAACUUUGAAAUGGACAAAGACCAGGGGGGUAAUGAAACUUUGAACGAAAACUACGAAAAAGAACUGGCUGAAUUUACUGAAGCCGCAAAGAAGUUGAUCAAGGAAAAAAUGGUGCCCAAAGAAAUGCAGAACAGCAAAAAAAUGAAGAAUAAACAACAAAUCAUUGACUUAUUGCAACGAUGUACGUCCGAUGUAUUCGGCAAAGAUGGUGGCGGAAAGCCAGUCAUCGAUGUGAAUGUUACAAAUAUAAAGAAUGAUAACAAUGACGAUGAGUCGUCGCUCGUUGUUAGUGUGGAAAUGUCAUCGAAGAGUGCAUCAUGCACGAAGACUGGACCAACAAAACUUUCUCGCCGCGCGGCCAAAAAAUGUGCCAAGAAAUCUCAGAUGACAAUUACGGCAGUGCUUGAGCAAUCGCCGGCCGGCAUGAGCCAACAGGUGACAAUAACCAAGGAUAAAUCUGGGUCACUCUCGAUUAGUGGCGUAUCAAUGAAGAAAAGUGACAAAACUCCAAUGGACAAUGGAAGUAGUACAAAAGUAAAAUCGGCCCAAAAUCGAAACACAACUGAAAAUUCGUCAAAAAUGAUGACAGAAGAAUGUCAACCGAAGAACUCCGAACAAAUCACCGAGACAAUCAAGUACCGUUGCGCACAUUGCCACGAUGUAAACCAUUGGAUUGAAUCGUUCAACGCCCCCAAAGACGUUUAUUCACAUUGGUUAUCAUAUCAUACAGAACCAGCAAAGCCGUUCCAGUAUUUUGUGAUUGAGUACGCCGCCUGCUAUCAUUGCAAUGGCAAAACAAUUGCAACCUACCACGAAUUGAUCAAACAUCACAAGGAGUGUCAUCGUGCUGAGCCAUUUGUCAUCGUUAAUCAAAAUGAUUACAAGAAAUGCGCACUGUGUCCAUAUUAUGGUUCGGGCAUCAUUGCUCACUUUCAUACUAUGCAUAGAGUGGUGUUGAAAACACUGUCUCUUCGCAAACUCCGCAGUUUCUACACUCCCCAUCAGUUGGGCGGCACAGUAUUGGAAAAACAUCUCGAGAGUAAAGUGCACAAGAAGCAAAAAUGUGGCAAUUGUAACAUAGUCUAUGAAACGGAACGUGAUCUACGAGACCACCACAGCAAAUGUCACAAAACAACCAAAAUGACUGUUAAGGAAUUUUACGAUAAUCACAGUCAUCUAGUGUGCGGUGUCUGCCAUUUAAAAGUUGAUCGGAAUUUGUAUUUGGGCCAUAUCGAAAAUCAUGUGUUCAAUUUCAAAUGUCAUCGUUGCGAUUUCACCACAAUUGACAUGAUAGAGCUCGUCAAACAUGACAACACACACGGUUUGAUCGACAGCUUCGAAUAUCGAUGCAUUCAGUUUAAGAAUCGCUUGAAACGAGAUUAUCUCAAGACUUUAGUCGUUUUUGGGAAUGGCUUGAUGCUCACAAAGCGAAAUAUGUUGAAUACAAAGUACGACGAUAGCAAGCAAUUUGACUCAUUCAUCGAUUCUUUGCUGAAAAUUAAAAAGGAACGACACAGCCAACGUGAUCUGAAAUAAAAAAAAAAAAACAAUGCAUCAGGCUUUCAAUACCAAACUUGAUCCAAUCUCAUUUAUCAAUAAAACAAAAAUUAAUUUUAGCUCCGAAAUAAGCGCAAAUUUGAAGUGCACCAAAUUCCCAUUGGAAUAUUUUCAUUUUGAAGCCUAUUUUCCUUGAUUGUUUGUACUGAUACUUUUCAAAAUGAAAAAAAAUAAACACAAAUGGAUUUAAUAAUUGUCCUAAUCAUGA
Messenger RNA from Sitodiplosis mosellana (orange wheat blossom midge), 2235 nucleotides. RefSeq lists its product as uncharacterized. Bases 267 to 2006 code for a protein of 579 amino acids. Lineage: Eukaryota; Metazoa; Arthropoda; Insecta; Diptera; Cecidomyiidae. The record is from RefSeq and is a predicted model, not a curated record. The transcript has 4 exons.